AUGAUGUAUGAAAGCAUGAAGAUUAGGGUAGAGACUGUGGUUGGAACAGGUAAAGUCGGCGACCAGCAUGUUAGCAGUGAAGAAGACCGUGAAGCUUUUAACAAAUGGACACAAGGGUUCACUCGUCAAGACCAUCCCUCCGUAAUCCAGGUUUUGUUAGAGAUGAAAAAAGACAAAGACAACACAGGCCAAUCUAUGCCUAAUCUUAUAUACGUAUCGAGGCAGAAAAGCAAAGCUUCCCCACAUUAUUUUAAGGCUGGCGCCCUCAAUGCCCUGCUCCGAGUAUCUGCCAUCAUGACCAAUUCACCCGUCAUCUUGACUCUGGACUGUGACAUGUACUCCAAUGACACCCAAACACCUCACCGUGUGUUAUGCUACCUUAUCGGUUCCGCAAGUCGGCCCAACUUGGGGUACAUUCAGUUUCCCCAACGCUUUCAUGGCCUGAACGAAGCCGAUAUCUAUGCAUGCGACCUCAAACGUGAGUUUAAAGUCCAACCAGUUGGAAUGGAUGGGCUCUCCGGGCCUAGUUAUGUUGGAACAGGAUGUUUUUUCCGGCGUCGGGUUUUUUUUGGUGCUCCAUCGUCAUUUCUCCCACCUGAAUUACCUGAACUGAGCCCGGACCACGUCGUGGAAAAGCCCAUCAAGGCCCAACCUAUUUUGGCACUAGCGCAUCUUGUAGCUGGUUGCAAUUUUGAAAACCAGACCAAUUGGGGUUCCAAGAUGGGCUUCAGAUAUGGAUCCUUGGUGGAGGACUACUACACGGGAUAUCGACUGCAAUGCGAGGGUUGGAACUCAGUAUUUUGCCACCCUGAUCGGCCGGCAUUUUUGGGGGAUAUCCCUAUCACUCUCAAUGAUGUGCUAAGCCAGACCAAGCGGUGGUCCGUCGGCCUCCUUGAGGUAGCCUUCUCCAAGUAUUGCCCCGUAACAUUUGGUGCCCGGGCCAUGGGCCCUCUAAUGGGUCUGUGUUUUGCAUAUUAUGCCUUCUGGCCCAUAUUUUCUAUUCCAAUCACCACUUAUGCAUUCCUCCCUCAGCUGGCUCUCCUCAGUAAUUUCUCGAUAUUUCCUAAGGUCACAGAUCCAUGGUUUGUCUUGUACAUUUUUUUAUUUCUUGGGGCCUAUGCACAAGAUUGCCUUGACUUCAUCUUAGCCGAUAGUACCAUCCAAAGGUGGUGGAGUGAUCAGAGGAUGUGGCUCAUAAGAGGACUCUCAUCUCAGUUGUUUGGAUUAACCGAAUUUGUGACCAAAAGCUUGGGUGUCGCCACACAUGGAUUCAAUGUCACCAGCAAAGUAGUUGACGAUGAGCAGAGCAAAAGGUAUGAUCAAGGGAUUUUUGAGUUUGGUGUUCCGUCGCCCAUGUUUGUUCCCCUAGCAAUGGCAGCAACAAUCAAUUUGAUCGCGUUCCUCAGGGGACUACUUGAAGUUUGCAGUGGUGGAAAUGUAGAUGGAUCGUUAGUGCAAAUGUUUAUAUCUGGUUUUGGGAUAGUGAAUUGCUUUCCAAUUUAUGAAGCCAUGGUCUUGAGGACUGACAAAGGAAGGAUGCCUAUUAAGACCACCAUCAUUUCUAUAUUUCUGUCAUGGGCUCUUUACACCACAACUUCUCUCAUAUUGAAGAUAUGA
Messenger RNA from Ilex paraguariensis (yerba mate), 1617 nucleotides. The record is from the annotation of a GenBank genome assembly. NCBI's taxonomy places the organism in Eukaryota, Viridiplantae, Streptophyta, Magnoliopsida, Aquifoliales, Aquifoliaceae.